AAUUGUACAAGUGCAACAGACUGUGAAAAGUGCAUUGACGAAAACCGCAAGCCGGUUCCAGGGAAGAUGUGCGAAGGAUGUAAUGAUGGGUAUUAUUUAAGUGAAGAAAGUUGUUUGACGUGUUCGAAGAAUUGCAAAGUAUGUGAAGACCAAACCAAGUGCGUAAAAUGCGCUGUUGAAAAUUUCUUUGAAGAAACUCCUGUUGAUGGAACAUGUGUGUGCAUUGAAGGAUAUGUUUACGACACAAAAACUCAGACUUGCGAUCCAUGCAAAGACAAAUUGAAUGAAUUCUGUUCUUUGUGUAGUACAGAAAAAUGCUCUGUGUGUAAUGCAGAGUACCUUGAAGCCAAAGAAAAAGAUUGUGUAUGCAAAGAAGGUUAUUACACGACAUCAUGGGAAGCUUGUGUGCCGUGCGACAGACAUAUCAAUGGAUGCGUACUUUGUGAUGGAAAAGACUCAUGCAGUAAAUGCAAAGAUGGGUAUACACUUAAUAAAACUUCGGGAAAGUGUAAUGGAGCAAUUAAAAUGGUAAUUAUUAUGGUGACUAUUGCUCUUGCACUUUUGUUCUAA
Messenger RNA from Entamoeba invadens IP1, 570 nucleotides. RefSeq names its product Gal/galnac lectin subunit Igl2. The transcript has a single exon. The annotation marks the transcript as partial. The record is from RefSeq and is a predicted model, not a curated record. NCBI's taxonomy places the organism in Eukaryota, Evosea, Mastigamoebida, Endamoebidae.